AUGGCGGCACCGACUGGUACUUCUGGGCUUCCAUCUAUAGACGAAAUCCGAGCGAAGACUCUGCAGGCUUUUAAACGGCGUCCCUGUCUCUGGCAAUGCGAAGUCACCCGGUCUAUGCUACGAGGGGAUCGGGAUGUAGUUUGUAUAUCUGGCACAGGAUCCGGGAAGACGUUAACCUUCUGGAUGCCACUCCUCUUCCGGCCUAACGGUAUCCAGAUAAUCAUAACACCGCUGAACGUCUUGGGAGUUCAGAACACUAAGCAGUUAGCCGACCUCGGAAUUCGUGCUAUUGCGAUAUCAGCGAAAACGGCUACGGCGAAAAAUUUUCAGGACAUAGGAAUGUGCGCCUACCGCGUUGUUGUGGUCAACCCGGAACAAGCCUUCAAAGUGAAGGGGGGCUUCGCGAAAAUCUGGAGAAAGAAGGAGUUUACCGCGCGUCUUAUCUCGGUUGUAUGGGACGAGGCCCAUUGCGUCUUCAGCUGGGCCUCGUUCCGGACCGACUAUGCAGAUGCGGGCCGCAUGCGCAAUCUGCUAUCAGCGCCGUUUCUCAUGCCGUCAGCCACGAUGCCAGAUCCCGUUCUCAACGGGGUUCUGGACACCCUGCAUUUGCAGCGCGCGCGGGUCGAAAUACAUCGCCGUUCAAACGACCGUCCUAACGUGUACCUCACGGUCAGGAAGAUACAGCACGCGCUGGGAAGCUUUCAGGACCUCGUAGAGGUGCUGCUUGGGAAGGGAUGGAAACGAGGAGAUGGCUUACCUUUCAAGUCUCUGACGUUCUUCGACAAUAUUGAGGAGUCCAUUCAGGCGGCGGAUGUUUUGCGGAAGCAUUUCCCACCUGAGGACCGUUUCAAGCUGCUUUGCUUCAAUUCCGACGUCACAGCGACGUUGCGCGAGGCAGCUACAAACGAGUUCAGAGAUGGCAAACUCUGGGGGCUGUAUUGCACGGACUCAUUCGGGAUGGGCGUUGACAUUCCAGACGUCGAGCUCAUCGUCCAAUGGAAGCUUACCUGUGAUAUUGACAGCCUAUGGCAGAGGAUUGGGCGCGCGGCGCGCGGGCCUGGAACCGAAGCGGUCGCCGUAGUGCUAGUCGAGUCCAAGUAUUUCGACGAGGAGAAGGAGGCGGCAGCAAAGAGGGCGGAGAAGCGAAGGGAGAAGCGAAAGGAGGCCGAGGUCAACAAGGCGGUGGCGGCAGAGCAACGGAAGCGGAAACGAGCCGAAGAUCCGGGUGAGGAUGGCGACGAGUCGAUUGCCAGGUCGAGAUUGCGGCCAGAUCAGGCCGCUGCGUCUGUGGCCGAAUCAUCACAGGCGGUGCACAACAUCCCAGUGAUGUCGGAAUGUGAGAAGCUACGGAUAGAGUACAAGAGCUCUCAGGCGGCGGCAGCGAAGGCGGCAGCGGCAGCGGCAAAGUCCAAGUCGAAGAAGGGAGACGGCGAGCUCUCCCCCGAGCUGGACAACCUGGUCAAUGCCGCAACACGCCCUUUCAAAUGCUAUCGUACUCCGAUUCAAGCGUAUUAUGAGAACGAUAGAGCAGUCUCCGAUAACGAGAAGUGUUUACCUGGCGCUGGUUGCACGCGCUGCGGACUUCCUGCUUCUCCCGUCUGCUGUUCCCUCUGCAGCCCCUCACACCCUGCCUUCAGCUUCCUCCCCUCUCCUGCCGACAUCUCCCGACCCUCCGCUCCUCGCGCGUCCCAUAUCGAGACCAAUUACACCAUGAACACUACCGACAUCGCCUUCCGACGGGCCCUCCACGACUUCCGCCGCGCCGAGACACUGAAGACAUUCGGCCGCGCGCACCUCAACAAUAUGGGUACGGGCAUGAUUAUGGGGGACGAAGAGCUCGGUCGCAUCGCAGACUGUGCACGCGCGCGGAAGCUCAGCUCACUGGACGAGUUGUACAAGGAGGUCAAAUGGGACUUGACCUGGGAGCUGGGCGAGGGCAUACUGGAACUUGUUGCGACCCACUACCCUCCACCCCCUGCUCCACUUGCUUCACAUCCUCUCCGUCCACAAUCGGCCGCGAACGCGAACGCGGAAUCUGAAGGAACGCGCGCGACGGUCGUUCGGCAUUGCGGCGCAUGUUUCCAACCCGGGCACACUCGACGGAGCAAGCAGUGCCCCCUGUACGGACAGGCGGGGCCCGCUCAGACGGCCAACAAGGAGAACAUCGACAGCACCGGCACCACUGCCAACGCCGCCGCCUCCUCUGCCAACGCCGCCGCCUCCUCUGUCAGCGCCGCCGCCGCCUCCUCUGCCAGCGUCGCCUCCUCCGUCAGCGCCGCCGCCGCCUCCGUCAGCACCGCCGCCUCCUCCGUCAGUGCCGCCUCCUCUGCUGUCGGUGCUGGGCUGCCGCAAGGGUCAGCUCUGGGCGGUACCGGCCAUUUGCCUGCGCCCGCCCGCCCUCGCAACUAUGACGACUUUUGGUCCACGACGGCGUUUCAGGCACCGUCUUAUCGACGAGUAGUCUUCAAUCCGGAGGCUCUCGCCGCGGCGGCUGCCGCGCGAGGCGUUGUAACAGCUCCUCCUCCUCCCCCUCCCCUUCGUCGUCCAUAACGCCAUCGCCGCCAUCGGUCCCCGCCGGUGCCUGCCCCCGCGGUGCCGCCCACUCCCGUCGCAGUAUUUCUCCUCCACGAACGAUCUGGUCUGGUAUCGUAUAGUUUGACCCCCGCCCCGCGACGUAUUCGUUGGGGUGAUAUUUCUUGAUAUACUCGUCUAUAAUUUGGCGGAAGGUAGCACGCAUAUCUUUCUCGGCACGUUUGUUCGAUAAGCCCGGCAGUUUGAAGUUCCGUUCGAAAUUCGAGUGGCUAUUCCUGUAUAUAAGGACGAGGAUGGACUCGAGGAGGACCCGAUUUUUUGUGAAGUUUGACCCGUCGCCUCCAUAUGUUACCUGUUCGCAUUUUAAUCCGGCGCUGAAUUGAUUGUUUUCUAGCAGCUUACUUUUGUAAACAAGUUCAGCAGUUCAA
Molecule: messenger RNA, 2960 nt
Organism: Trametes versicolor FP-101664 SS1
Lineage: Eukaryota; Fungi; Basidiomycota; Agaricomycetes; Polyporales; Polyporaceae
Product: P-loop containing nucleoside triphosphate hydrolase protein
Exons: 7
Coding region: 1-2550 (849 amino acids)
Biological process (GO): telomere maintenance; double-strand break repair via homologous recombination
Cellular component (GO): cytoplasm; chromosome; nucleus
Molecular function (GO): ATP binding; four-way junction helicase activity; 3'-5' DNA helicase activity
Source: RefSeq, a predicted model, not a curated record